Messenger RNA from Lineus longissimus, 1011 nucleotides. Its product is annotated as nuclear apoptosis-inducing factor 1-like. Gene Ontology annotation, cellular component: nucleus. The record is from RefSeq and is a predicted model, not a curated record. Bases 1 to 1011 code for a protein of 336 amino acids. Lineage: Eukaryota; Metazoa; Nemertea; Pilidiophora; Heteronemertea; Lineidae. The transcript has 3 exons.
AUGGAGAAAACCAAUAAGAAGAGGAAGACCAUUGUCCCACCACCCGAGGAAGGAAAGAAGACCGUUGUCCCACCACCCGAGGAAGGAAAGAGGAAACGGGGUGUGAAUUUUUCCCCAAAUGAAAUUAUAAAGUUAGUUGAUCUCGUGGAAUCGAAGUGGUCCGUGAUCAGCAGCAAGUUUUCGGAUGUCAUUACGCUGAAGCGGAAGUCCGACACGUGGAAAGAAAUAACCCUUAAGAUCAACAGUGUGGCAAGCGUCCGGAGAACGACCGAAGCAGUUCACCAUAAAUGGCAUGACCUGAAAUCGAAGGCAAAACAGAAGGCUGCAAAAAUCAAUGUACUGACCAAGCGGACCGGGAACAAACCCCUUGGCGAUGAUGUGUCCGAGUUGACGCAACUCGAGCAAAGGAUCGUAGGCCUAAUCGGUGUCGAAAUGAUACAAGGAAUCGCUACUGGUAUGGACACAGAAGAGCUGGACCUACCUGAAGAUGACAUGAACCAGCAAUACCCGUUUUCCCCGUCUGUCACAGAAGCCGAUGAUGACGAAAUUUCUUAUUUCGAUCAGAAUGCGUCACUCUCACUUCAAAAAUCGAAGAGAAUUCGUAACGUUACAGCAACCGUCACGCGCCCGAACGAUAGCAGCUCAGAAGAUGACACCCGAUCCCCUUCACCGCCGCCAAGUCCUGUCCGACAACCCAAGAGCUGUCGUCCCACUGCUGGCUCUUCCAAGGCGUCUUCAACUGGUUUGUCUGUCGCAGCAAAGAAGUCAUUGCAUACAUUCCAUACCGUUGAAUUGCGGAAAUCACCCGAGGUAAAUAGAGAAUUCGUAAGGUUACAGCAACCAUCACGCGCCCGAACGAUAGCAGCUCAGAAGAUGACACCCGAUCCCCUUCAACGCCGCCAAGUCCUGCCCGACAACCCAAGAGCUGUCGUCCCACUGCUGGCUCUUCCAAGGCGUCUUCAACUGGUUUGUCUCUCGCAGAUAAGAAGCUUUCACAUGCCGUUGAACUAA